CUUUCGGAAGUACCUCAGAAGAAAAUUCGACUUGCCCGACUGCCGGCAAAUCCAAACUUGAUAAUUUCUCGCUUAUCAAAAUACAUUUAAAACGCUCGUUCUAGUUCCUUGUAUAAAAUCGUGUAGAUAUCAGAUACGAAAUUAGCUAGGCGCUUAGUUUCUAGAGUCACUUGUUACAGCUCAUUGCGACGAAAUUAUUGAUUGCUUUGCAAGUGGCUACUGCUCGCCGGACGAAACGGUUUAUUAGACAGUCGCUGCUCUGUGAUAUUUUCCCAUUUCCACAUGUUCAAUCGUGACAGAGAUCAGAGCAGAGGUCGUCGAGGAGGUGGCAGAGGAAAUGGUCGAGGUGGUAGUGAUGGAAGUCACGGAAACGGAAGUGGAAGAUUCAGUAGUAGGGGCGGAAGUAGUAUCGGUGGAAAUGGAGGCGGCAGUGGACGUGGUGGUUUAAAGGGUAAACAACCUGGUGGUGCUCUAAGAAAAUUAAACUGGGAUAUUCGUUCCUUAGAACCAUUGCGAAAAGACUUUUACGUAGAACAUCCGGCUGUUAGAAACCGAUCACCGGAGGAGGUCAGUAAAUUUCGACAGGAUGCUGAAAUCACUGUUAAGGGAGACGAUGUACCUAAUCCUAUUCAAUACUUUGAAGAAGGGAAUUUUCCAUCUUACGUAAUGGAAGGUAUAAGAAGACAAGGAUAUGCUCAGCCUACGGCUAUUCAAGCUCAGGGAUGGCCUAUAGCACUAAGUGGAAAAGACCUUGUCGCUAUUGCUCAGACUGGUUCUGGAAAAACUUUAGGAUACAUUCUACCAGCCAUUGUCCACAUCAUACAUCAACCACGUAUAACCACUGGUGAUGGUCCUAUUGCCCUUAUCCUAGCCCCAACUCGUGAGCUAGCUCAGCAAAUUCAAGAAGUAGCCAACUGUUUUGGUGAAUCAGCAGCUGUAAGGAACACCUGCAUAUUUGGUGGUGCACCAAAGGGUCCACAAGCACAUGAUUUAGAGAGAGGAAUAGAAAUUUGCAUCGCCACACCAGGUCGUCUCAUUGAUUUCCUAGAACGUGGUACCACCAGUCUACGCAGAUGCACAUAUCUCGUGCUGGACGAAGCUGACAGAAUGUUAGACAUGGGAUUCGAGCCACAAAUAAGAAAAAUAAUAGAACAGAUUCGACCUGAUCGUCAAGUUCUAAUGUGGUCUGCGACAUGGCCAAAGGAAGUGCGAGCAUUGGCUGAAGAUUUUUUAACAAAUUAUACUCACUUGAAUAUUGGUUCUUUGACCCUUUCCGCCAAUCACAAUAUCAUCCAGAUCGUGGAUGUUUGUCAGGAAUUCGAAAAGGAUCUCAAGCUGUACAGGCUGCUUCAAGAGAUAGGCACCGAAAAGGAGAAUAAGACAAUCAUAUUUGUGGAAACAAAGCGCAAAGUUGACGACAUCACGAGAAACAUUAGGCGUGACGGUUGGCAAGCAUUAAGUAUCCAUGGCGACAAGAAUCAGCAAGAGAGAGAUCAUGUGUUACAAGAAUUCCGAAGUGGACGCGCUCCAAUACUGGUAGCUACGGACGUAGCCGCACGUGGUUUGGAUGUGGAUGACGUUAAAUAUGUGAUAAAUUUCGAUUAUCCCUCAUCGUCCGAGGACUAUAUACAUCGUAUUGGACGUACUGGCAGGAGACGACAAACCGGAACAGCUUAUGCUUUUUUCACGAGUCACAAUAUGAAACACGCCGGCGAUCUGAUUGAGGUCUUGCGUGAAGCAGGACAAAACAUCAAUCCGCGACUGAGUGAAAUGGCUGAGAUGGCAAAGUCAAGCAGUUUUGGAGGUAGAAGUGGCAAGAGAUUUGGAGGACCAUCCGGAGGAUCCGACAGAGGUGGAGGAAGACGCGGUGGCAGUGGAGAAGGCAGAGGACGUGGUGGCGGAAGUUCCUCCAGAGGACGAGGAGGUAGUAGUGGUACUCGUGGUGGAGGAUCUUACCAAUCUUCAUCGGCCGGCUAUACCACAUCUGAGUACAAUUACUCGACUGGGAAACCGUCUAAUCAAAUAAGUUCAAGCUAUGGCUAUAGCACUCAAAGGGAUUAUGGACAGGGUAAUAUGCCGCAGAAUUAUGGCGGCGGUGAUAAUUAUGGGAAUAGCUAUCAGUACAGAGGUUCCGCGUAUUAAAAUACGGGAGGAAUUUACAAGUGGGUUAAAAUGAUAAUGACUAUCAAAAUAGUAUGGGCAUGGAGAAACCAUGGGAUCUCAUAGACUGAUGUAUUUGUCGUUUGUAAUGACGAGUAAUUGUAAUGGUAAUGACUUAAUACUUUUUAGGCACGAUCGCAUGUCUUUCUCCGAAGAGAAAAAAUGGGGAAAUUAUUGAUACAUUAAUUAUAAUAGGGCUAAAAAUUGAUAGGUGCGUAAGCGGUAAUGUUUUGGAGUAACUAAAAAAAAAGCAAGGCUGUAUGAAAACUUGACAAAAAAUUCUUGGUCGUGGAUCAACGAUCGUAUAUGGGUGCUGUGGUCAAGGACACUAUUCAAAUUCGAUUAUAAUAUAAAUUUGCCAUUACUUUUUUUUUCUUUGUACUUAAAUUUUUAUUAAUCGAAGUGAUAAGACAAGACUGGGUGUACUUAUUGAUAAUUUAUCUUAGCGUUGUGUUAAGCUUGUGUGCAAAAUUAUAUGCACACUGAAGGAUCGUGCUUAAAAAGUUUAUUUUUUUGAUGUACUGAGUAUGACUGUGCUGGCACACAAGUAAUCACAUACUGUGCUCACUCAGUAUUAUUCUCGUUUCUAUGUGCUAAAACAGAGAAGCAUCAAAGCCUAAGAAGAAGUGCGUAAUAGUUAUUGAAAUCAAGAGUGACUGAUGUACUGACUCGAUUAAUGAGUCCUAAAAAAAUGGGCUAGGCAUCAAAUUGUCGUAAUUUCUUUAUAGCAUAUCGUUGUAGUGCAACAAAUGAGGUUUUACGUUCCUUUUAAAACUAUGUUACAUAAAACAAUAAUUUAUAAGUUCCAUAGCGAUAUUGUAAUUUAAGGACCUGGUUGCUCGAACCAGAUUCUGAGGCUCUUCGAAGAAUCUGCGAAAGUAUAAUCACGAUGGUGAUAAGUAACAUUGAUAGAUAUGAGAAUUAAUGCGAUUAUCUUCAGACGAAUUUACACGUACAUAAGUUAUUUGUGAAAACACUAUUAGUAUCCUAUGGAUUUGACUUACUAGGACUAUUUUCUGUGAUCUCGUGUAUAAGAAAAGCUAUGAUUAUUAAUAAUUAUUAUCUCGCGUUAAAUUGUCAUUCAAAGAAAUCAUUAAUAAAAGUUUUUCUUUUUCGUUCUCUUAA
Messenger RNA from Cephus cinctus (wheat stem sawfly), 3285 nucleotides. Its product is annotated as ATP-dependent RNA helicase dbp2. The coding region runs from base 283 to 2142 and encodes 619 amino acids. The transcript is spliced from 7 exons. Gene Ontology annotation, cellular component: ribonucleoprotein complex; cytoplasm; nucleus. Lineage: Eukaryota; Metazoa; Arthropoda; Insecta; Hymenoptera; Cephidae. The record is from RefSeq and is a predicted model, not a curated record. Gene Ontology annotation, molecular function: ATP binding; RNA binding; RNA helicase activity.